AUGACUCCGACACCGCCUUCUACAAACUCCUCGAGCGUGGAGUCGCCCGAGUUUCGAGUGAUUCGCAAGCGCAACCGCGUACCUCUGUCGUGCGGCCCCUGCCGUCACCGCAAGCUGAAAUGCAACCGCUCACACCCGUGUGAGAACUGCGUCAAGCGCGGCGACGCCGCGUCAUGUACUUAUGCGCAGACAACCACGCGCAAGAAGAACGCGCCCCAGCAGACGGCGACCACUCCCGAUGAUAUGCAAAAUCGCAUCGACCGACUGGAAGGCUUGGUCUUGUCGUUGAUGACCAACGGCUCUCAGUCGGCCGGUCCGGCGGCUGCCCUGGCGGCGAUCACCGGGGAUAGCAGCGCGGACUCGGCUCAUCCUUCGAACGAGUUUGAUAUUGAUAUUGACGACGAUGGCAAUGAUGGCCCGGAGGAAAGUGAUACAGAGCAGGUUACCAAGUCCUUUGGAAUCAUGAAGGUGGACAACGCCAACAAGUCCUAUUACAUCAGCGAUGCUCACUGGGCCUCUGUGCUGAAUGAUAUUUCUGAAGUGCGGAAUUUCUUUGCAUCACACAAGAAACAAUACGAGGAGCAGGCGGAGAAAGUCAAGGGUCAUCAGCCGCCCACGGAUGUUACAGAGUCGACACUGCUGUUUGGUGCCAUGAAACCCAUGACUCGGCCUGAAAUUUUGUCGUCUUUGCCAUCCAAGUACACGUGUGAUAUGCUUGUUGCCCGCUACUUCAAUACCUACGACCCUGCGACUCAUGUUCUUCAUGCUCCUACAUUCCAAGCACAGUACAACAAACACUGGGAAGACACAUCUCAAACUUGUAUUGUCUGGAUCAGCAUGCUCUUUGGCAUGAUGCGACUGGCCAUGCUGUCCUAUAGCCGGGAAGGUGACGAGCCUCCCGAGUUCCGGGGCAAGUCGAUAGACAUGGCCAGUUCAUUUCGAAAUUCCGUGGCCCAGUGCUUGACCCUAGCGGACUAUACAAAGCCAUACCCCUAUCUCAUUGAAUCGCUCGUGUUCCACCUGCAUGGCGAUUUCUCCCAGACUCUAGAGGCCUCCGUUUCCGUUUGGGUGCUGACGGGUGUGAUUACUCGGCUGGCAAUGCGGAUGGGAUAUCAUCGGGACUCCAAGAUGUUCCCCAACAUAACUCCGUUCCAGGGCGAGAUGCGACGACGCGUGUGGACCUUUGUCCGCUCUGCGGAUCUGCUGUUUUCAUUUCAGGUUGGACUGCCGAGUAUGAUUCGCAGCACCGAUAGUGAUACGGAACUGCCGCGGAAUCUCUAUGAUGACGAUUUUGAUGAAAACUCCAAGGAGCUGCCGCCUCCACGGCCGCUAAAUGAGCCGACCUCGAUCUCGUAUCUGAUCGCCAAAGGCCGUCUGGCGCAGGCUUUUGGCCGCGUUGUCGAACACACAUCUUCGGUUGCAUCUAGCUCGUACGACAAGGUGAUGGAAAUCGACGCCGAUCUCCGUCGUGCAAGGGAUCUGAUUCCUGAGCAUCUGCAAAUUCGGCCCAUGGAGGAGUGCCAGUUGGAUCCGGCCAAUCUCAUCUCGUCCCGGUUCAGUAUCAUGAGUGUGUAUAACAAAGCACAAUGUGUAUUACAUCGACCGUACCUGGUACGAGCGCGUGAUAACCCCCGUUUCACAUACUCACGACGGACGUGUAUCGACUCGGCCAUGGAUAUUUUGAGCUUCCAGAAGAUCCUUUCAGUAGAAAAUGGGCCGUCGGGGCGCCUACGCAGGGGCCUGGGCCGAGUCUCGUCUUUGACAUCAGCAGAUUUCCUGCUUGCUGCCUCCAUCGUCUGUCUUGAUUUAUACCACGGAUUCCAGCUUCAGGCAGCGGGACGGCCGUCCGGAGACACGUACACCUGGGGUCGAGAGCGGCGCGAGGAAAUGAUGGCGGCGAUCCGGCAGUCGAAAGAAAUAUGGGAUCAAUUAGGAGACGAAAGCAUGGAAGCAUGGAAGGCAUCCGGCAUUCUGGGUGUGAUGCUCGGAAAACUGAACACGAUCCCAGGUCUGGAAAACGGGGCUGCGCCGAACAUACCGUUUGAGCCGCAGGACGAGAAGCAGAAUGCCGCCAUGACACUUGGUCUGCUGAGCAGUGGGAUGAGUCCGAUGAACUCAGGUCCGGCUUCUUUCCCGGAUCCAAUGUUCAAAACCACGGGUUCGCCCCUGCCAACUGCGGGAAUGAGCAAUCCCACCGAGAUCUCGGGUGCGCUCUCGCCGUUCAGUAGCAUGUUCGGUCAGAUGCCGGACAUGCAGGUCAACCUCGACUGGGAUGCGUGGGACACCUACCUCCAAAAUCCAACGCUUGACACAAGCAACCAAUUCUGGCACAUGAUGGACGCACAACGGCAGCCAACUCCACAGACUGUCGGCAUGUCCCAACCAUCCGUAUCUAGUCCUCUGGCCUCAGCACGGUUCCCAACACCCUAUUCCGCUGCCAUGGGUGUCCUCCCAUCCGAGGGCAAUAACCCGCGGGCGCCCAACAUAUUUUCACCGCCAUUUAACAGCCCCGAUAGCGGUGGUAAUAGUCUUAGCACGCCCUCGACAUCCCAGCCCGGAAGUACAAGCCGGGACCAAGGAAAUGCGUGA
Penicillium riverlandense is the source of this 2589-nucleotide messenger RNA. RefSeq lists its product as uncharacterized. Gene Ontology annotation, biological process: regulation of transcription by RNA polymerase II; DNA-templated transcription. The transcript has 5 exons. Gene Ontology annotation, molecular function: DNA-binding transcription activator activity, RNA polymerase II-specific; zinc ion binding; RNA polymerase II cis-regulatory region sequence-specific DNA binding. The coding region runs from base 1 to 2589 and encodes 862 amino acids. Gene Ontology annotation, cellular component: nucleus. The record is from RefSeq and is a predicted model, not a curated record. NCBI's taxonomy places the organism in Eukaryota, Fungi, Ascomycota, Eurotiomycetes, Eurotiales, Aspergillaceae.